Molecule: messenger RNA, 485 nt
Organism: Mytilus trossulus (common blue mussel)
Lineage: Eukaryota; Metazoa; Mollusca; Bivalvia; Mytilida; Mytilidae
Exons: 2
Coding region: 4-450 (148 amino acids)
Source: RefSeq, a predicted model, not a curated record
ACGAUGCCAAUCUUAUCAUUUUUCUUUGUAGAAGGUGAGAUUCCAUCUGUUCGUAUCGGGAAACUUUAUUAUUCUGCAAGUAUUAGUGAAUCAGUGACCCUACAGUGUGCUGUUACCUCCAGCCUUACUGUUACCAGUGUUUACUGGUACAAAAUCGUUUAUGGUAAAAUGAAAAUACUGAAUUCAACAUCCAGUGGUAUCAGCGGAAGUUCUAUUUCCAACCCGUCUCUUACAAUUAUUAAUGCUGCCUUGUGUGACCAAGGACAAUACACAUGCCUUGCUACAAACAUCCUAGGUGUAGGUCAGAGUGCAAACACUAGCCUCAGCAUCAACAUGAUCAAUGGAAGUACCAUCACACUGUAUCCAAAGGACUGUGGUGAUCUUCCAAUUUGUGCGGAUUCAGGGGUCUACACGAUUUCCCCGAUCUCUAAUUACUCUGUCGAUGUUUAGUGUGAAAUGAACAUUGCUGAAGGCGGAUGGACGGC